UGCAUAUUGUUUGGAGCAGAACAGCAACCUGAUGAGCAUCCAGGACAUCAGUGAGAGGCUGUGGGUGAGGACACAGAUCGGCACAGAGAUCUACUGGAUUGGCCUGAAUGACCAAGUUACAGAAGGCGUCUGGGAGUGGAGUGAUGGAAGUCCGUAUAUACCCUACAUAGAGUACUGGAUGCCAGGUCAGCCUGAUAACUGGGGUGAUGAACCCGGGGAGGACUGCGGUCAGGUGGUAGGAUCCAGCUUUGGACGCUGGAAUGACGAGCCCUGCGGUAUUAAAAGGAAAUACAUCUGCAAGCACUUGAACCCGGAUCCUGCCCCACAGUGUGACUUGGCGAACGGCUGGAACCCGCACGGCUCCAACUGCUACAAGCUGAAGACAUGA
This is a messenger RNA of Plectropomus leopardus (leopard coralgrouper), 388 nucleotides long. The record is from RefSeq and is a predicted model, not a curated record. Lineage: Eukaryota; Metazoa; Chordata; Actinopteri; Perciformes; Serranidae.